Molecule: messenger RNA, 2464 nt
Organism: Calidris pugnax (ruff)
Lineage: Eukaryota; Metazoa; Chordata; Aves; Charadriiformes; Scolopacidae
Gene: SUCNR1
Product: succinate receptor 1
Exons: 2
Coding region: 46-1107 (353 amino acids)
Biological process (GO): G protein-coupled receptor signaling pathway
Cellular component (GO): plasma membrane
Molecular function (GO): G protein-coupled receptor activity
Source: RefSeq, a predicted model, not a curated record
CAAACAAAUCGCGCCUUUGCCUUGACUCAUUAAUGAUUGAAUCGUAUGCAAACUCGGUCGAGAGGUGACGUUGCGCGGCGCACCAGGGAUCCCAUCGUUCUCACCAAGGCAUGGUCCAGGAGUGCCGGGGGAGAGGCAGCUCCAGCCCUGGGGAUGGAUGCAAACGAGACAGAUGGCUGUUUGCUGGUGACCAGAGUCCUAGAAAAGUAUUACCUUUCCACCAUGUACAGCCUUGUGUUCAUUUUCGGCUUCAUUGGAAAUGCCAUUGCUGUGUUCGUCUAUAUUUUCUGCCUGAAAAACUGGAAAAGUGGCAACAUCUACCUGUUCAAUUUAUCACUAUCAGAUUUAUUAUUUCUAUGUACUCUUCCAAUACUUGUGAACAGCUACUCCAGAGAUCAAUGGGCAAAAGAGAGUGUCUUGUGCCAUAGCAACAGAUUCCUGUUGCAUGCAAACCUGUACAGCAGCAUCCUUUUCCUCACUGCUAUCAGUAUUGACCGAUACAUGCUCAUAAAAUAUCCUUUCAGAGAACACCUCCUACAGAAGAAGAAGGCUGCCAUUAUCAUCUCUGUGGCCAUAUGGAUCGGGGUGAUACUGGAACUGCUGCCCUUGGUGUAUUUUCUGGAGCCUAUAGCGCCUGCCAAUAAUUACACGUGUCUUGAUUAUGCAAGCUCUGGAGAUGCUGUGCAAAACCUCAUCUAUAGCAUGUUUUUGACUGUCUUUGGGUUCCUUAUCCCUCUUGUGAUCAUGUGCUGCUUCUAUGUGAAAAUGGUUCUUUUUCUUAAAAACAGGAACGGGCAAAUCAGUUCUCUCCUGGCACUCGAAAAACCCCUUACUUUAGUCAUCCUCACAGUGGUUAUCUUCUCAUUGCUCUUUACUCCCUAUCACAUCAUGCGCAAUGUCCGACUUGCUUCACGAAUUCCAGCCUUGAAUUUAUCUGUGUGCACGAAGGGCGUCAUCAACAACAUUUACAUCAUCACGAGACCCAUUGCGUUUUUGAAUAGCGCCAUUAAUCCUGUGUUUUAUUUCUUGAUGGGUGACCACUUCAGAGAGAUGCUGAUGGCAAAACUAAGGCAGCUCUUGAGCAGGUUGACAACCACUGACGAAUGAAUAAGGAGGCCUCGCAAAGUGGGCCAUGAGGGAGGAAACUCCCUUAGGGAGAGCGUUCACCGCUGUACAUGCCUUUUCUUGAGAUAACUUUAUUUAUGCUAUAGAAUAUGCGUGAGCUGAAUGUGUUCCUCUAAAUGUGCUUGUUAUCUUAUUGCACAGGAGACAUCCUCCUGCUAAUCUGACUGCAGCAAACCAGAAGUGAUGUUCUCUCACAACAGUCCAGCAGGAAACUGUGCUCUCAUAGCAGCACACGCUAUGGCCAAUUCAUAUUUUAAAGAAAGGAUCAUCACGGUAGUUCUUAGAGGAAAUAUACUGCUCCUCGACAGCUGCUCUGUGAGCCAUAACUUGAUGCUGGGCUGGACCUAAGCUUGGAUAAGCUGUGCCAGGGGCACUAAUUCACAUUCUCAACAGAGUCCGGGGAUCAAGGUUGAGUCGUCUUUAUAUAAGUGUUCGCAAACCCUGCAUCUCCUGGGAGGUUCACCUUUCAGAAUAAAUAACUGGGACAAUUUCCAUUUCCAGCUGAUUUGGUGAGGGCUGGCAUCCUGGAUGUGGCCAAAAAGGAGGGUAUGCAAAGGGCUGGGUGGAACACUGUCGGCGUCACAGGAGCGGGGCAGGGGCAAGGUUCCUGUUUUGUUUGUGAUGAGUGUGAGGAGAGCAGAAUGCUGUAACGUCUGGCUCCUGGUCUUACAAGCAUUUCAUGUAAGACCAUGAAUGAGACAGCAAGGACAUGUGGGUGUGCGGUCAGGUUCUUUCACUCUUUGACACUGAAGUAAAAAGAAAAAAUAUGUCAUUUUAGUUCUUAACUGAGAUUUGCUUUUGUACAUCACUGGGGCAGCUAUGCAAGCUCAUACUGCCAUUUUCGCAGCCACUUUUCAAACUAUAGAUUUCCUUAACUUGUCUAUAAGAGAGAGCAGAAUGUAUAGCUUGAAGCAGAAUUUGGACCUCACAGUUCAAACUUCAUUAAUAGUUCUGAUAAUGAAAUGGGAGCUAACGAGGAGCCAGUGCCCUGCAGAGUCAUUGCAGCAGCGGAGCUUACUCUCCAAUGAACUGACCUGACUUGGAGUGUAAAGGGCAAAGAGAUCCAUGAAGUAACAAGCUGGUCUGAGCUUGGGCAGGGGAAGGACGUGGCAGAGUGGCGAGUACUGGGCAGCAUCACAGCCAGGAUGUGGGCAGCCCCCUCUGCCUGUGCUCGGCGGGUGAUGGAGGAGCUCCGGGAAGAGCGAAAGGCCGGAGCUGCCUGUGGACUCGGUGGCCCCAAGGCAUUGAGAAAGGACCUUUCUCAUCAGAGACAACUUUAGUUCUGCUUUCUGAUGUGAUGGUCUUCUGCAAUACACUUAACUGCCUUCCUGAUAAUAAA